This is a messenger RNA of Clonostachys solani, 966 nucleotides long. Lineage: Eukaryota; Fungi; Ascomycota; Sordariomycetes; Hypocreales; Bionectriaceae. The record is from the annotation of a GenBank genome assembly.
AUGGUGAAGCUUCGGACAAGCACUGUGGCGCCUGACAAGGCAAAGCUUACAGAAGACAAUCUCCCUGAUCAGACAGGAAAGGUCUUCAUUGUUACUGGCGCCUCCAGUGGUGUUGGUAAAGAACUCGCGAGAAUAUUAUACCAGCGCAAUGCCAAGGUGUGGCUCGCAGCACGGUCUGAGUCUCGGACUAUGGAGGCUAUAAAUGACAUCAAGAGCUCUCAUCCUAGCUCCAGAGGCCAAUUGUCAUUCCUUAGCCUUCAACUAGACGAUCUGUCGACGAUCAAAGCAUCCGCGGAGGAGUUUCUCUCCAAAGAGUCUCGUCUUGACGUUUUAUGGAACAACGCAGGCGUCAUGCACCCGCCGGAGGGCUCAACCACUGUUCAAGGCUAUGAGCUGCAGCUCGGCACUAAUGUUCUUGGCCACUUUCUCUUUGUCCGCUUCUUGACCCCAAUCCUACGACAAACGGCCGAAACGGCUCCUCGCCACACAGUCCGAGUGGUUUGGGUUUCUUCCAUGGCUGCUGAUUUUGCCCCUUGCCCUGCGAUUGAUUUCAACAACAUGGAUUACCACAAAGAUGAAAGCAUUUCUCAAAAGUAUGGCCGAUCGAAGGCGGGAAACUUGAUCCAUGCAGCCGAGUUCGCCCGGCUUCAGCAGAAUGCCGGCAUUGUUAGCACGUGCGUACUGACUGGAGCUGUGACGCAGUCUUUGAACCCCGGACUGCUCCAGACGAACUUGCAACGGAACUUCUCUGCCACACAAGCGGCAUUUGUUAAAAUGGCGGGAAGCCCAGCCAAGUUCGGGGCUUACACCGAAUUGUUUGCUGGACUAGACUCUUCCAUCACACCUGAGGAUCUUUGGGUCACUCCAUUUGGAAGGAAGGCAGAGCCACGUAAAGAUCUCGUGGACCCUGAGCUUGGUCGCAAGUACUGGGAGUGGAGCGAAGCCCAAGUACGGCCAUUUUUGUAG